GCAGAGCCACCCGCGUGGCAGAGAAGCUGAGACGGGCCCAGACACCCCCAGCUCUCGCUCACGCCCAGUCUCCCUGCUCCCCGCCGACAUGAAGGUCUCCGCCACGCUUCUGUACCUGCUGCUCACAGCCGCCGCCUUCAGCCCCCAGGUGCUCGCCCAGCCAGAUGCACUCAGCGCCCUAUUCACUUGCUGUUUCACAUUUAACAAUAAGAAGAUCCCCUUGCGGAAGCUGGAGAGCUAUCGAAUCACCAGCAGCCACUGUCCCCGGGAAGCUGUCAUCUUCAGCACGAAACUGGCCAAGACUAUCUGUGCCAACCCAAAGGAGAAGUGGGUCCAGGAUUAUGUGAAACACCUCGAUCGAAAACCUCAUACCCUGAGGACUUGAACUCUUCAAGCCACACUAAGACCAAGCCAAGUAUGAGAAUCGAACGACUGUUUAUGCUCCUCCAGCUUCCCCAGCUAGACCCUGGACUAAUUUUACUAUAGUUUCAAAUAGUGUGCUGUUUUGUGAUGCAAAAGAUGUACUAUGUGUUAAGUAAUAUUUAAUGUUAUUUGAAUUGUUGCUGGUUUGGGGCUUAUUUUGAAUACUGGGGACCUUUUUUUUUAAAGCAAGGCCUUGAGCCAGUUGCUUCCUGUCAUCAGCCAGGGUUCCAUCCCUUGUAAAAGCUGCAGGCAGCGGAUCUGUCUCCUGCCUAACUCCCCGGCCGAUGCGUGUGCCUACAAAUCAUGGAGAUGAAGGGCUACUCCAAUCCGGGGAGGGGAGGGCCUUGUGAAAGCAAGGUGCAGCUAAAUAUGUUAUUACAGAAAGGAGAAUGCCAUUCGUAAGAUUGUUGACUUUUUGCAGAAAGUACAUCGUGUUUAAAAUCUCCCAUGGUCUCUGAAAAACAAACGGAGGGUUCUAGGGGGGAGGGGGGU
This is a messenger RNA of Callorhinus ursinus (northern fur seal), 915 nucleotides long. Its product is annotated as C-C motif chemokine 13-like. Gene Ontology annotation, molecular function: CCR chemokine receptor binding; chemokine activity. The record is from RefSeq and is a predicted model, not a curated record. Gene Ontology annotation, cellular component: extracellular region. Lineage: Eukaryota; Metazoa; Chordata; Mammalia; Carnivora; Otariidae. Gene Ontology annotation, biological process: antimicrobial humoral immune response mediated by antimicrobial peptide; positive regulation of GTPase activity; eosinophil chemotaxis.